This is a messenger RNA of Acanthochromis polyacanthus (spiny chromis), 1016 nucleotides long. RefSeq names its product B-cell receptor CD22-like. Bases 126 to 1016 code for a protein of 296 amino acids. The record is from RefSeq and is a predicted model, not a curated record. The transcript is spliced from 5 exons. Gene Ontology annotation, cellular component: membrane. Lineage: Eukaryota; Metazoa; Chordata; Actinopteri; Pomacentridae. Gene Ontology annotation, biological process: cell-cell adhesion.
UGCAGGUAUCAGUGACCAGAGUCUCAGUCCAUCAGUCUCAUACGGAGGCAGAGCUGAAGUGUCUCAGCAGUUGUAGUCCAGACGGUUCUCUUUCCUACGUCUGGUUCAAAAAUGGAAAUAAAGUCAUGACUGAGGACAUUUCUUAUAAAGACCGGUUUAAUCCUGGAGACGUCAUCUCUUGUGCUUUGAAAGGACAUGAGGACUACGGCUCUCCUUCAGUGUAUGUUCUGAAAGUGCCCUCUGUGUCAGUGAGUCCCUCUGCUGAAAUCAUGGAGGGAAGUUCAGUGACUCUGACCUGCAGCAGUGAUGCAGACCCAGCAGCUAACUACACCUGGAACAAGAACCAAACUCUGGUGAACAAACAGCAGCAGCUUGUCUUCAGAUCCAUCCAGGCCUCAGACUCUGGAAAUUAUUCCUGUACAGCAGAGAACCAGCUGGGCAAGAGGACAUCUGAAAACACAUUUAUUAAUGUGGAAUAUGCUCCAAAGCUUCCCUCUCUGUCAGUGAAUCCUUAUGCUGAGAUAAUGGAGGGAAGUUCAGUGACUCUGACCUGCAGCAGUGAUGCUAACCCAGCAGCUAACUACACCUGGUACAAGGAGAACCAAGCACUGAUUAAAGGACCAGAACGUAUUUAUCGUUUCACCUCCAUCCGCUCUGAGGACAGAGGGAUCUACUACUGCAAGGCUGAAAACAAACAUGGACAGAUCAGCUCAACAUCUCUGCUCUUAGAUGUUCAAUAUGCUCCAAAACUUUCCUCUGUGUCAGUGAGUCCCUCUGUUGAGAUAAUGGAGGGAAGUUCAGUGAAUCUGACCUGCAGCAGUGAUGCUAACCCAGCAGCUAACUACACCUGGUACAAGGGGAAUGAAGACUCACCAAUAGCAUCAGGACAGACCUUCACCAUCACUGGCGUUAGAGCUGAACACAGUGGUAAUUAUUACUGUGAAGCUCAGAACACCAGAGGACGUCAUAAGUCCACCUUAUAUCUGACUGUAUCAGCCGGACUAAAUGACAUUUAA